CCCCAGAGAAGAGCCAGGUGACAGAAUGCCGUUCAUUAUAAGGGGAAGACCCCUGAGGGGGGCACAGUAUGCCAGCAACAAAAGGACGACUCUCUCCACUGACGCCUCAGCUCUCUGGUCAGAAAGCAACACCCAUCUGCACCAGCUCCAUCCACCUGAGCCCCUUCAGGCCCCGUCCACCACUGGCAAACCUGUCGGCUCCUCUUCUGGCCUCCUCGGGGCCAACAGUGGCAUCCAGAACCCUGGUGGCACUGGCACUGGUGUCAGCCCUGUCCUUGCUUGGCAUGCUGCCAUUAGCGCUGCUCGCCAAGCACAGGGCGGCGAUGUUGCAAAGCCCGACAUGAGUUCACGGCCCUCAGUUUGCACCACUGGAGCAGCUCCUGUGGGCUCACUUGCGCAGAGAAAGAGGCAGCAGUACGCCAAAAGCAAAAAGCAGGGAGGAUCAACCAACAGCAGGCCACCCAGAGCUCUGUUCUGCCUCACCCUCAACAACCCGAUCCGCAGGGCCUGCAUCAGCCUGGUGGAGUGGAAACCAUUUGAUAUCUUUAUACUGCUGUCUAUUUUUGCCAACUGUGUGGCCUUAGCCAUCUACAUCCCCUUCCCCGGAGACGACUCCAACUCAACCAACCAAGAACUGGAAACAGUAGAAUAUGCCUUCCUGAUCAUUUUCACUAUAGAGACAUUUCUGAAGAUUAUUGCCUACGGCCUGGUCAUGCACCAAAACUCCUACGUCAGAAACGGCUGGAACAUGCUGGACUUUGUCAUCGUCAUUGUGGGGUUGUUCAGUGUCGUUCUGGAGAUGAUAACCAAAGAUGCUGACUCUGGCGGCCAGUCUGGAGGCAAACCUGGGGGGUUUGAUGUCAAGGCCCUCCGAGCCUUUCGCGUGCUACGACCCCUUCGCCUUGUCUCUGGAGUUCCUAGUUUACAGGUGGUUUUAAACUCCAUUAUUAAAGCCAUGGUUCCCCUGCUUCACAUCGCUCUGCUGGUCCUCUUUGUUAUUAUCAUCUACGCCAUCAUUGGCCUGGAGCUCUUCAUUGGCAAAAUGCAUGCCACAUGCUAUAUUACACAAACAGGUGCCCUGGCGGAAGAAGAGCCCACACCGUGUGCGGUAUCGGGGCACGGUCGUCAUUGCCUGCUUAAUGGUACCAUGUGCAAAGAGGGCUGGCAAGGCCCCAACAACGGCAUCACCAACUUUGACAAUUUUUUGUUUGCCAUGCUCACUGUGUUCCAGUGCAUCACCAUGGAGGGCUGGACUGACGUUCUCUACUGGAUGAAUGAUGCAAUGGGCUUUGAGCUGCCGUGGGUCUACUUUGUCAGUCUGGUCAUCUUUGGAUCCUUUUUUGUUCUCAACUUGGUUUUGGGUGUGUUAAGUGGAGAGUUUUCCAAAGAGCGAGAGAAGGCCAAGGCUCGGGGAGAUUUCCAGAAGCUGCGUGAGAAGCAGCAGUUAGAGGAAGACCUGAAAGGCUACCUGGACUGGAUCACCCAGGCCGAGGACAUCGACCCCGAGAACGAGGAGGAGGGAGAUGAGGAGGGCAAACGUAACCCGAGCAUGCCCAGUGAGACAGAGUCUGCGAACACAGAGAAUCACAACGGAGAGGAAGAAAAAUCCCCCUGCUGUGGGCCGCUGUGUCAAAAAAUUACUAAAUCAAAAUGCAGUCGGCAGUGGCGACGGUGGAACCGUUUCUGCCGCAGAAAGUGUCGUGCAGCUGUGAAGUCUGUGACGUUUUACUGGCUGGUCAUCAUCUUGGUAUUCCUCAACACUCUCACCAUUGCCUCUGAGCACUACAACCAACCUGACUGGCUGACGGAAGUACAGGGUAACUUUUUCUAUGCAGCCAACAAAGUUCUUCUAGCGAUGUUCACUUUGGAGAUGCUGGUGAAGAUGUACAGUUUGGGUCUUCAGGCGUACUUUGUGUCCCUGUUUAACCGCUUUGACUGUUUCGUGGUGUGUGGAGGCAUCAUAGAGACCAUCCUGGUGGAGCUGGCCAUCAUGUCUCCACUGGGCAUCUCUGUUUUCCGUUGCGUACGGCUCCUUAGGAUCUUCAAGGUUACACGUCAUUGGGCAUCUCUGAGUAACCUGGUGGCCUCUCUGCUCAACUCCAUGAAGUCCAUCGCCUCCCUGUUGCUGCUGCUCUUCCUCUUCAUCAUUAUUUUCUCCCUGCUCGGCAUGCAGCUUUUUGGGGGCAAGUUCAACUUUGACGAGACUGUGACCAAAAGGAGCACAUUUGAUAACUUCCCCCAGGCCCUGCUCACUGUAUUCCAGAUCUUGACAGGAGAAGACUGGAAUACUGUGAUGUAUGACGGUAUCAUGGCGUAUGGCGGUCCAGCAUCCUCUGGAAUGGUGGUCUGCAUUUACUUUAUCAUCCUCUUCAUCUGUGGAAAUUACAUCCUACUGAAUGUCUUCUUGGCCAUUGCUGUUGACAACCUGGCAGACGCAGAGAGCCUCAACACAGCGCAGAAGGAGGAAGAGGAGGCCAAGAAGAGGAAGAAUAGUGCCAAGGAUCUGAGCACAGAUAAGAGAGCUGAAACAAUAGAUGUCAAGGAUGGAGAGACCAAGGUUCCAUCAGAAGUCUUGCUGGAGGAAGACAAGGAGUUGUAUCCCGCCAUCGACUCUCCAGUGUGUGACGAUGAUGAAGAGAAUGGCGUUCUCCCUGAAGUCCUGCCAGGGCCCCGCCCUCAGAGGCUGUCUGACCUCACCAUCAAAGAAAAGACUCCGCCCAUCCCUGUGGGCAGCGCCUUCUUCGUCUUCAGCAGCACUAACCCGUUUCGUGUAUUCUGCCAUAAGCUGAUCAACCAUCAGAUCUUCACCAACCUCAUCCUGGUCUUCAUCAUGCUCAGCUCCGUCUCUCUGGCUGCUGAGGACCCAAUACGCAACUUCUCUGCUCGCAAUAUCAUCCUAGGCUAUGCAGACUAUGUCUUCACUAGUAUGUUUACAUUUGAGAUCCUUAUUAAGAUGACAGCGUUUGGAGCAUUCCUUCAUAAAGGGGCGUUCUGUAGAAACUACUUCAACCUUUUAGACCUGCUGGUUGUUGGUGUGUCUCUGGUCUCCUUCGGCAUUCAGUCCUCUGCUAUUUCAGUGGUAAAGAUUCUCCGUGUUUUGAGAGUCCUCCGUCCACUCAGGGCCAUCAACAGAGCCAAGGGACUAAAGCAUGUUGUCCAGUGUGUGUUUGUGGCCAUUAGGACUAUCGGCAACAUCAUGAUUGUCACCACACUGCUGCAGUUCAUGUUUGCUUGUAUUGGAGUGCAGCUCUUCAAGGGAAAAUUUUAUCGCUGCACAGAUGAUGCAAAAUCCAGCCCAGAGGAAUGCAAAGGAACCUACAUUCUCUACAACAACGGGGACACAGCGCUACCCAUGGUGAAAGAGAGGAUCUGGUACAACAGCGACUUCAACUUUGACAACGUUCUCAUGGCUAUGAUGGCUCUUUUUACUGUCUCCACAUUCGAAGGAUGGCCCACUCUUCUCUACAAGGCCAUCGACUCCAACAGAGAGAACAUGGGCCCCAUCUACAACUACCGCAUAGAGAUCUCCAUCUUCUUCAUCAUCUACAUCAUCAUCAUCGCCUUCUUCAUGAUGAACAUCUUUGUCGGUUUUGUUAUUGUCACCUUUCAGGAGCAGGGGGAGAAGGAGUACAAGAACUGUGAGCUGGACAAGAACCAGCGUCAGUGUGUGGAAUAUGCUCUUAAAGCUCGUCCUCUACGGCGCUACAUCCCCAAAAACCCCUACCAGUACAAGUUCUGGUAUGUGGUCAACUCUACUGGCUUUGAGUACGUUAUGUUUGUCCUAAUCAUCCUCAACACCCUGUGUCUGGCCAUACAGCACCAUGGUCAGUCUCAUCUGUUUAACUAUGCCAUGGACAUCCUCAACAUGGUCUUCACCGGGGUUUUCACUGUGGAGAUGAUCCUCAAGCUCAUCGCCUUCAAACCCAGAGGCUAUGUCGGGGACGCCUGGAAUGUCUUCGAUGCUCUGGUCGUGAUUGGCAGUGUAGUCGACAUCAUUCUCAGCCAGAACACAGAGGACAGCGCUCGCAUCUCAAUCACCUUCUUCCGCCUGUUUAGAGUGAUGCGAUUAGUUAAACUUCUGAGCAGGGGGGAGGGCAUCAGGACUCUACUGUGGACCUUUAUCAAGUCCUUCCAGGCUCUUCCCUAUGUUGCACUCCUGAUAGCAAUGUUGUUCUUCAUCUAUGCCGUAAUUGGAAUGCAGGUGUUUGGGAAAAUCGCCAUGGUAGAUGGAACACAAAUCAAUCGCAACAACAACUUUCAAACCUUUCCUCAAGCUGUCCUUAUGCUCUUCAGGUGUGCCACAGGUGAGGCCUGGCAGGAGAUCAUGCUAGCCUGUCUGCCAGGGAAGCUGUGUGAUUCAGAGUCAGACUACAACCCCGGAGAGGAGAGAACUUGCGGCAGCGGCUUUGCCAUUAUUUACUUCAUCAGCUUCUACAUGCUCUGUGCUUUUCUGAUUAUCAACCUGUUUGUUGCUGUCAUUAUGGAUAACUUUGACUAUCUUACCCGUGAUUGGUCAAUUCUUGGACCGCAUCACCUGGAUGAGUUUAAAAGGAUCUGGUCUGAAUACGACCCUGAAGCCAAGGGCAGGAUAAAGCACCUUGAUGUGGUGACUCUGCUGAGAAGGAUCCAGCCUCCGCUGGGGUUUGGCAAGCUCUGCCCCCACAGAGUGGCCUGUAAGCGUCUUGUGGCGAUGAACAUGCCGCUGAACAGCGAUGGCACAGUCAUGUUCAAUGCCACCUUGUUCGCUUUGGUCCGCACUGCUCUCAAGAUUAAGACUGAGGGUAACCUGGAGCAAGCCAAUGAGGAGCUCAGAGCUGUGAUUAAGAAGAUCUGGAAGAGGACCAGCAUGAAGCUGCUGGACCAAGUGGUGCCCCCUGCAGGCGAUGACGAGGUAACAGUGGGGAAGUUCUAUGCCACCUUCCUGAUACAGGACUACUUCAGGAAGUUCAAGAGGCGCAAAGAGCAGGGUCUUGUAGGAAGGCGCUCAUGGGAGAGACUGAACACAACCAUGGCUCUACAGGCCGGCCUGCGCACGCUGCAUGACAUUGGGCCAGAGAUACGUCGAGCCAUAUCAUGUGACCUGCAAGAAGGGGGGUUAGUAGACGCAAAUGGAGAGGAAGAAGAAGAAAUAUACAGGCGUAAUGGUGGUCUUUUUGGGAACCAUGUCAACCAUGUCAGUGCUGAUCAGCAAGGCUACCCUCACCCAACCACUGUCACCCAACGGCCGCUACAGAUCCUUCCCUUUUCCUGUAGUGGCUCAACUGAACCCACCCAAACAGGCCGGAGAUCCAGCGAUGUUGACAUAGGAGGAGACACAGAGCUGAACUCUUCGCCCAUCCAGUAUAACCAUCAUUAUCACACCCCUCACCCGUAUCAUUAUCCUCACUGUAUUUCCACUUGCCAUCAAUCGCCAAUACCCUCCAAUGCCAACCUCAACAAUGCCAACGUGCCCUCACUUCUCUCCAUGACCAAUGGAAGGCAGCAGAAGUGUUUGAUAACGAGAGACCGCUCGUCCUCCACCAAAAAUGGAUCAUCUGUGUCCACUUACAGCAAAGGAGUACAUGACAAACUUUGGAAGUCACACUCCACAAGGACACGCUACUAUGAGGCCUACAUUAGGUCAGAAAGCAGCGGCGUGCUCUACCCCACCAUUCGUCGAGAGGAACCGGGAGACGGGGACAGUGAUGACGAGCGGGGCUCGGGAGAGUACUACAGCGGGGAGGAGUUUCAUGAAGACGACAUCAUGCUCACGAAGGACAGGUUGUCCAACAAAGACCACCAUGAUGCAGAGAGUGAAUUUGACCUUGGGGUUUCCAAGGGCGACCACCAGCAUGAUGACGAUGAUGAUGACCAACAACCAAUCUACCAAGAUGGCAGGCGGUCACCCAGGAGAUGGCUUUUACCCUCACCUCAAGCCUCCAACAGACCAACAUUCAGUUUUGAGUGUCUUCGCAGAAGAAGUAGUCAGGAAGAAGCUCCUCCCUCUCCCACCUGCACAGCUCUUCCACUACACUUGGUGCAGCAACAAGUGAUGGCGGUGGCUGGACUCGAUGCCAGUAGGAUUCACCGUCUGUCUCCUACGCGGUCGCUUCGCUCAUGGGUCACGCCUCCUGCCUCACCCAUCACCCGCGACUGCUCACCAUGCUACACACCACUCAUACAGGUGGACUGGCGCAGUCCUGGCAGCGUCAGCAGCAUCCCCGGCGCAGUGAAGAGGAGCUCGUGGUACACAGACGGUGCAGACGGUCCUCCUAGCCGCAGCCACUCUCCUUCACGUCUGCAGUUACCUGCAGAAAGCUGCUCACACUUCCUGCAGAAGAGAGGCAGCGCCAACAGUGUAGUGGAGGCUGUCCUGAUCUCUGAGGGUCUCGGGAAAUUCGCCAGGGACCCCAACUUUGUGUCAGCAACCACACACGAAAUUGCAGACGCAUGCGAAUUGACCAUCGAUGAGAUGGAGAGCGCCGCUAGUAACCUGCUGAAUGGGAGUAUGGGUAACGGCAACACUGGGGGAGCCGGGAGCAUCAGCUCGGACCCACAUGACUCCACGCAUGUUAGAGACCGUAGUAUCCGCGACUACAGCGACGAGGAGCCGUAUGUGGCUCAGAAAUGCGAGGAGGACCUUACAGACGAGAUGAUAUGCAUCACAUCGCUAUAGCAGUGGCUCACAUGGGAUCUUUUAGGUUUUUUCAAUUGAAUUUCUACAACUGUUCCACAGCGAGGGGAUGCCUCUGCUCAGCAGCGUCCUGCAAUAGAUGGAAAUGUAAAACAUGGAUAAGAGAACAAAGUGCCUUGUUUUCUCUUUCUGUGGAAUAAAAAUGGAAACGUGGGAGAGAUUAGAGAUGAAACUGAUGGCCAUAUGGAAGAGCUGAGAAAAUCAAACCAGAGGGAAUCAAUCUACUCGCCAGCUGCCUGUCAUUAAGCAGGGAUUCAGGAUACAGCUGAAUAACCUGCCAGCCUCGCAAAGCCAGCUCACACCUCAUCGAUAUUUGCAUUGUUUUGGCUCUAUACUGCAACGCUUUCAUUUGAAGGCCUUUGUAUCCAUAUUGAGUGAACAGUGUUGGGAUUGUUGGUGUGUCAUUUUCCUGCUGCACUGCCCUUAAAUCAUGUUACUUUGUCUAAAUAAGGCCAUGAAUCAUACACUGUUCACUCAGAAUGAAGAGCCAAUAAAACAGAAAAUAUGACGCCGUUAUAAACACAUUGAUUGUGUUUGAUGGAGAGACGCUGGCUUUGUAAAGCUGCAUAUGUCCUGCUGCAAAAUGUCUUUGGCUUCCCAGUGUAUCAAAAGAUUCCCUGUAUUCAGUUGAGUUUAAUGUCAUGUAUAUACAGUGUGUGAUUUUAACCUUUAGAGGUCAUGAUAACAAACGCUGGUUACUUACAUUACAUUUAGGCCUCCAUGACUCAAAUAACACAAAAAAGGUGAUAAAAACAUAUAAUAUUUUUAUUUAAUUUAUUUCAACUAAUCUCAGUGCAGAGUGAUGAUCAGGCUCAUCUGGAUUCACGGUUUCAGGGUUAAAUGUUGCUUGUCUCGGUACUUGACUUGAAAAGGAAAUCACAUAUCAAUGAAAAAAGACUUUGUCCUCAGGCAUAUCCUUCUGUUUGACAUGCACACUGAUAUGACACAUGGAAACCUUACAGCAUGUUUCUGUGUGUCACGUCAUCCUCCCCUUUACAUCAACAACUUACACUAAAUUUACACCCAUUUUACUGACUUGAUUACUUUAAACACCCUGAAAAUUACGGAAGAUUUUAUGGCAAAAUGUCACACUCGUUUCCAUAGCGAAUUUUCGAAGCCUCACUCAGAAUAUGCAAAGAGACACUUUACUCAGACCUCCUUAUUUGUGAAAUUCAGACAACCUGCCUGAGUGUUUAAACUGAGGUACAGAGUGUCUGCAGAUCCUUAAAAAGUCUUGAAUUCAAUUUUUAAAAUAUCAGGCCUUCAAAGUCAAUACUUUAAAGUCAGUUUGAGAGGUCUUAAUUGCCAACAACAUUUUACCUAAUUUUAUUAAUCCAUCUUUUAAUUUCUCUUUGUCUAAGUUUGUCAAAGCUGUU
Molecule: messenger RNA, 8049 nt
Organism: Plectropomus leopardus (leopard coralgrouper)
Lineage: Eukaryota; Metazoa; Chordata; Actinopteri; Perciformes; Serranidae
Source: RefSeq, a predicted model, not a curated record